Hypoxylon trugodes is the source of this 696-nucleotide messenger RNA. RefSeq lists its product as uncharacterized. The coding region runs from base 134 to 616 and encodes 160 amino acids. Lineage: Eukaryota; Fungi; Ascomycota; Sordariomycetes; Xylariales; Hypoxylaceae. The transcript has a single exon. The record is from RefSeq and is a predicted model, not a curated record.
UUGAGCAGGCUUCUCUUGCUAUCGCCUUUCGCCUUUUCACUCUUACAACAACGAAUCGUCCUCGAUCGAACUAGACCAACUGGUCGUCACAUACAAUCGUAUACCACAUACAACACAUACACCCACAGUUACCAUGUCUGCCGAUCUAUCUUGGGAACCCGAAUUCUGCCUUGCCUGCGACAGACAAACAGACGGCGCUACCUACUGCUCUGAAUCAUGCAGGCUAUCUGAUUUCGAGAAGACCUCGUCCACAACGAGCACACCAGCCGGUACCCCAGGCGUUGCUGCUCCAUGCUCAUACUGGCCUACCUCGAGGCAACAAUCCAAGUUCUACCUGCCUCCCGCCUACGACUUCAGCAAUGCUCAACCAUAUGGCUCAACACCUCUACCGCAAUCGUACCUGUCCCAACGUUCAGAAUCGUCCUCGUCCUCUUCCAACUCGACCCGGGUACUCACACCGUCGAGCUCCCACAGCAGCCUCUGCUCCCUCCGAAGCACCUCUUCCGCAGGCAGCGAAGGCACGCAACUUUCUGAUAAGGCUAAGAAGCAAUUGAGGGACUACGCCAGCUCGUUCGAGCACGCCCGCCUCCAACAACAACGACGACGAUCCUACUAAGCGAUAGGCCAAGCGAACGGACGUCGUUUCUACUUUUCAUGAACGAUCAGCACUCCACUUGUUAUACCAAUUAAAUACGU